Messenger RNA from Physcomitrium patens, 2903 nucleotides. The record is from RefSeq and is a predicted model, not a curated record. NCBI's taxonomy places the organism in Eukaryota, Viridiplantae, Streptophyta, Bryopsida, Funariales, Funariaceae.
CACAACUACAUCAUUAAGCACGAUGAUCUACUCCCCAUGCUUCAUAUCUGCAGCCUGGCGCUAAAUCUGGCAAAACAAUCGGCAAGAUCGGCAUCUAUCCAGUGUUGAUGACGAAGAAGAGUUGCGGCAAACAUGAGUGCGCAUGUUCUCUCACAGGGUGCCAUCCGGGCGUGUGGAAGCAAAGGCGCUGCAUCGUCGAAGAAGAUGGAGUACCACCGCUUCAACAGCUACUCGUCUUUGGACUCAAUUCAGAGCAACAGAGAGGAAAUUCUCUGCUAUGCCUGCUCUGGAGUGGGUCCUCCCCUUUUCCAUUCAACAGUUUGCGAAAAGUAUCCAUCUUCUCUUGAAACUACCCCUCGCACCUGUCUAGAGCGUCGCAGACAUAUUGGAUACUACAGGACUAAGGACUCCAAGUCGAAGUGGAUUUUUGGUGAGGUAUUAGACCCUCGAAACAGCACCAUUCGGCGCUACAACAAGUGGUUCCUGCUCUCCUGCGUGCUCGGGGCAGCUGUAGACCCUCUCUUCAUUUCAGUGCUCUCCAUCAACAAAGACCUUUCCUGUUUGUACGUACAAAAAGGAUAUGCAAUUGGAGUCACAAUUCUCAGGUGUAUGGUCGACCUUGUAUACAUAUGGCACAUGUGGCUUCAACUCAAAUUAGCGUAUGUUUCUAAGAAAUCCUUGUUUCUUGGGCAAGGGGAGCUUGUGUGGGACGCUCGCACCGUGGCAAUCCAGUAUCUGCGUUCUCUGCCACAGUUCUGGUUUGAUAUCUUUGUCAUCCUUCCUAUACCGCAGGUGAUGUUAUGGGUGAUUCUACCCAACCAAGUCGUGAAAGGUGGAGACACCACAUGGAUUAUGAACUAUAUGUUGCUCACCUUUCUAAUCCAAUAUGUUCCCAAAGUGCUGCGUUUCAUAUUCAUCGCCUGGCGUCUACAACAUGUCACCGGUUAUAUCUUUGGCAGUGCCUCCUGGGGGUUUGUGUUGAACCUGGCAGUCUAUUUCUGUGCUGCUCAUGUUGCGGGAUCAAUAUGGUACCUCCUCACAGUACAACGAGUUGAGAGCUGUAUCUACCUGCAGUGCAAAGGCAUGACCAACUGUCAGGUGAACUCAUACAUGGGUUGCCCGAACCCCAUUUCCUAUGGCGCUCAACCCUCAAGCGAUACAAACCGACUGGCUUGGGCUGAAGAUCCUGCAUUCGACUUCCAAUGCCUCAAAGGAGGAGCCCAUUCACUCACCGGCAACUUCAGCUUCGGGAUCUAUUCGCUCGCAGUGCCAAUUGUCCAAGACAUCCGUACUCCUAUAAACCGAAUCGUACUCCCUCUCUUCUGGGGUAUAAUGACAAUGAGCUCUUUCGGCAAUGCUUUGUCUCCCACACCUCACAUUGUCGAGGUCACUUUCAGCAUUCUUGUCAUCAUCUGCGGCCUGCUCUUAUUCACUUUGCUAAUCGGCAACAUCCAGGUAUUCCUGCACUCCACUACAGCUAGGAAGGUCAAGUCACAGCUACGCGCCCGUGACAUCGAGUGGUGGAUGCGGAGACGGCAGCUGCCCAAUGAAAUACGGCGUCGAGUGCGCCAAUACGAACGGCACAUGUGGGCUGCUACUCGUGGGAUCGAUGAGGUGGCCACUAUUCGGGAUCUUCCUGAGAGUCUGCGUCGCGAUAUCAAGCGCCACCUUUGCUAUGAACUCGUUCGCAAAGUGCCACUAUUUGAGCAAGUGGAUGAUCAAAUCCUCAACAUCAUAUGUGAACGCCUCAAACCGAAACUCUUCACCAAGAAUGAGACGGUCUUGAAUGAAGGCGAGCCAGUGAGACAGAUGUUGUUCAUAGUGCGAGGCAACAUAGGGAGCUCAUACCGGUUACGCCACAACAGGACCAGCAAAUGUGUGCUGGGUCCGAGUCAUUUUUGUGGCGAUGAGCUCAUCUCAUGGUGUCUCAGCAAGCCUCUUCGUGACAACCUCCCAUUAUCCACCACAACACUAACUACGCUUACAGUGACCGAGGCCUUUGCCUUGGACGCCCUGGACCUGAAGUACUUAACGCAACACUUCCAGCACAAGUUCGCCAACGAAAAUCUGAAGCGCGCCGUGAGGUCCCACUCCUGCAGCUGGCAAACUUGGGCGGCUGUGACAAUCCAACUUGGCUGGCGAAGGCACCGGGCACGGCUAUCACUGAGCAACACAAUAGCAACGACAACACCCGACCAUUCCUAUGCAGACGACCACUCCGAAACUGUGUCAAUCAAUGCCCAGCACGAUCCGUCAAGUCGCUUUCCCCUGACGCCUCCCCUUCGCGCGCAGCUGCGAUCGCUUCGCCUCUACGCCGCCAUCCUGUGCUCCCCGAAACCCAAAGAUUACCUCUCCAGCUGAUCCCCUCUCCUCGCCAACCCACACGCUGCUCGCACAUAGACAUACCAAGCAGCGAUGGGUUCAGCUACACAACAAACGGCGAACUGGGUAAUUGAGAUUCUGAAGCAGCUUAUUACCAAUGCCGUGCGCCAUGAGAUCUUCACCGCGUCGGCUUCGAUUCUCCUGUCGACGCCGCUGCUGGUUGUCUCGACAGUGUGUGAGCUGCGUGUGUCGUUCAGGUAUUCAUACUUGAAUGUGUAUGUGUGGUUUUAUUACAGGAUGGUACUCUCAUCCCUGUAUACCUCGUCCUGUUUCUGUCUGGCAGGAUGAUGUGUUGAUGAGGGAUGUGGUUUUACAGGCUUCCUUUUGAUGGUAACUUGCAUUAGGUUUCUGAAUCUGUGUUGCCUCUGUGCAACGAAAGUUUUCUUUCAUUGAUUUAAUUGUAGUGAGACUUUUUUUAAAAUAUAACGAUUGGGUGAUUGAAUUUGUUUCAUUUUAGAAGAGUAGUUCUGCCUGUAAUAUUCAUUAUUUACUGGAAAGAUGAAUUUUUUUUCUUCCUGUAA